CUGGAUCGGAGCUCUUUUCAGUUUUUGUCAGAUUGUUAUAUGUUCUUUUGUUUUGUUGCGUGUUUUUGAAUUUUGUUGAGAUUGCGACUAUUUUUCUGAAUCUGCUUCCACUUGUCAAGUUAAUUGAUAUUUCUGGAACAGCAGCUUUUACUUCUUCUUUUAUAGAUCCCUUUUCCCACUUGCCUCAUCAGAUCAAACAAAAAGUUCUCCCACUUUAUAACAAUUCAACGCUUUUUUUUUUUCUCACCUGAAUCGUGUUGGGAUCUUGUCUUAACUUGAGAAAGUCUGUCCUAAUGGAAUCAAGACUUUGAUCAGGAAUAUAAUUUUGAUCUUGGUGGCGAAAAAAAAUCGAACAUGGAAGGAGGUGUGAUUUCGGGAUUUGGAGACAGACACACCAAUGUGGAUGGGAAAGUGCUGCAGAGUUUCCAGAAGAGCUUUGUGAAUGUUCAAGACAUUUUGGAUCAGAACCGGCUGUUGAUCAACGAGAUCAAUCAGAACCACGAGUCCAAUCAACCUGAGAACUUGAGUCGAAACGUUGGUCUGAUCAAAGAGCUCAACAACAAUAUCAGAAGAGUAGCUAGUCUUUACGGUGAUCUCUCUCAUUCUUUCUCAAGAUCAGUGGACGCUUCGUCGGAUGGUGAUUCUAGUGGAACACUUGGGAUAGCUAACCAGAAGAGAUUUAGAUCCGGUUAGUAAUAUAACCGAGAACCACCGAAGCUGAUUUAUAUAUUCAAAGAAUACUCAGAGCUAAUUGAUUGAGGAGAAAGAAAAGAGGGGUUUUACUACUGUAAUAUCACUGUUUGAAUGAUUGUUUUACUACAAUAUGUUUCACCAUGAUGAUUUUCAGAUUAAAAGAGUUCUUAUAAUUGUUUUUUUU
Messenger RNA from Brassica oleracea var. oleracea, 877 nucleotides. Its product is annotated as protein ELF4-LIKE 4-like. Lineage: Eukaryota; Viridiplantae; Streptophyta; Magnoliopsida; Brassicales; Brassicaceae. Bases 355 to 693 code for a protein of 112 amino acids. Gene Ontology annotation, biological process: positive regulation of circadian rhythm; entrainment of circadian clock. The transcript is spliced from 2 exons. The record is from RefSeq and is a predicted model, not a curated record.